Molecule: messenger RNA, 2688 nt
Organism: Dichomitus squalens LYAD-421 SS1
Lineage: Eukaryota; Fungi; Basidiomycota; Agaricomycetes; Polyporales; Polyporaceae
Exons: 6
Coding region: 1-2130 (709 amino acids)
Source: RefSeq, a predicted model, not a curated record
AUGGAUGGAGCAAAGGUGAACGGAGCAGAGAGGAAUGUACCCCUCGCAGGCACUACAGCCAGGAGUAACUCGAACCAGCCCUGGCUCGAAUUUGGACUGCUUGUAGACGAAGAUCAUCCGCAGGACGAGUGGUCGCUUCCCGGGCCAAAGCAAUUGCACGAGGAAAUCGCCAAGCAGUACAGUGAAGACCAGAAGGCCAAGGCCUGGUCAGACGCAGCUGAGGCCGUGAAGACCUACAGCGACGAGAUGAUAAACAGAUGGAGUCGAGAGAUGGACACCCUCCUUGUAUAUGCUGGUUUGUUUUCAGCCGUGCUCACAGCAUUCAACGUGCAAUCCUAUCAGUCACUGCAAUCUUCCUCGACUGACACAACAAACGCAUUGCUCCGACGCAUCUCCACUCAGCUAGAUAGCUUCUCGAUAAACCCGUCCUUCGUGAAUUCCACGCGACAAUCUACGUCAUUUGACGAUGCCCGGCCACCAUUUCGGGCACCUGCCUCAGCUGUCUGGAUUAAUGCACUAUGGUUUUCGAGUCUGGUCUGCAGUCUUGCUGCCGCAUCUAUUGCCCUCAUGGUCAAGCAGUGGUUGCACGAACUGGAAAGCGGGGUGUCCGGUAGCUCGCGCGAAACUGGUCGACGUCGCCAGUACCGUCUUGACGGCAUUCUGAAGUGGCGUGUCGGUGCCAUUGUUGUGGUCAUUCCCAUUCUUCUCCAGCUCGCCCUCGUGUUGUUCCUUGCUGGCCUCAUCAUCCUGCUUUGGACCCUGCAUGGCACCGUUGCCGCCAUCGCCACUUCCCUCGUAGGCGCGCUGUUCAUUUUUCAGUUCACAGUGACGAUCCUUCCUUCCUACCACCUCGAUUGCUGUUUCCUCUCGCCUCAGGCUUUGGCGAUAUACUCCGUCGUGCGGCCACUCCACAAUACUACCCUCGCACUCCUCCAGCAUCUGUCACGGCUCUGGACCCGAUCGGAGAGGCCUUCGUUUUGGCACUCGGACGCCUCUGACCUCAGUACUCUGCGAGCUUUGAAGAAACGGAUCAUCAGCUUUUGCAACAGUCGCCGCGAAAUGCCGCCAUGGAGAGGCCAAGAACACCUUGUGAUCGCCAGCGCGAGGACGUCCAGCGCUCUCGACCGUAGGAUGGCCAUCAUGGCUUGUAAGACGACCUUCACGUUUGAACAUCUGAAGGACGUCGAAGUAAUCUUCUCUUCUUUGUCCCCGAACGAGGUCGCGGGUUACGUACGAGACGUCUGGGACCUGUACAAACGCCGGCAGGCUACUGGGCUCGCUUCAUACCAGGUGACCAGAUCCGUUAUGCACCUGCUGCUGCACGCCCUUCGGCACAUGUUGACUGUGGGGCCCGACGCCAGGGACGAAGAAUGGGAGCGUACCGUUAAGUGGAUCGUCGAGCAUCACAGCCCCUUACCGACGUUCCAGCCAACGAGCAUGGAUCUACAGCUCACGACGUUCUCUAUUCUCGCUACGCACGAUUCGGUCGCUGGCAGCCUUGCACUCAGCAAGGUCAGAUAUCAUACAGGGCUGAAGUGGUCAUACUCGUACUCUACGAUCCGCAACGUGAUGGUAAUGGCAGAAUUGCAGAUGCAGCGACAUAGGAACAUCGGCGAGGAUCCCAGCGCCUCCCUCUACACGUACCUGCAGGCUUUCCAGAUAGCCAUUCGAGGCAUCGUUCUCGUGGUAUCCGAGAAUUCUCCCGUCACUCCUCCGCCUACAUCUGCACAGGUCGACACCAUCCUUUCCCAUGCCCGCGACAUCCUGGUGUCAUUUGAGAGCCUGCUCCGCAGUCAGCACUGGGAGGGCUUGCAGGAUACUAUGCCGGAUGAGUGGAAACAUUCCGGGCCCUUCCUGCACUUCCUCUCCCUUUGGUUGGAACAGUUCGCAAUCCUGCCUCUGACGACGCUUGCGAACCGGUCGCGCCACUCGAAGCUCGUCACGGAAGGGCUUCUGGAGGCGUUGGAAGAUGCGUGGGCGAGGGCACAGGCUGGGUAUCCACCACAAUCGGCUCCUCCUGAGACAGGGCAGACACGAGUGCCUAGUAACUCUGCGUCCGCGAUGGGCCGCAUAGAGCGAGAGUUAGAAACGUUGCGAGCGUACGUGGUCUAUCAGCGUACGUUUCAAUGAACGUGCAGAUCAUGUGAUGCGGCCUGUCGAGCUGGCGUUCACCUUCUGGCCACUCUUGCAACUUGGAUGCGUUGAAGCGACCUCUCUAGAGCGAAAUAGGAUCGCGGCUGUGAGCUACUCAGCAUCCAAGCCAGACAUCUUCAUGUCCCAAGCCGACAUACCAUAGUCCUCACCACGCCACCGCGUGAUGACAAACCCUUCAGUAUGUGUAGUGGCGCGCAGUUCCCUUGUCCUGCCCGUCCUGCUCGGUCUACGAUGGUGUUCAUAUCGAUAGGUCCUUUGAGCCACGCUCGGUCAGGUUAGGAAGUCGACCCAGGUUCCGAUCGGAACUGCCACGUCUGGCCCUCAGGAAUCCCCGAAGGGCUUCGACCAUACUAAGGUUCUCUCCCCGCGACGCGAGCCGGAGCAACCCCGUGUAUUGUCGUUUCGAGAGGAUUCGUUGGUCUGCAAAUGCUGUGUGAAAUUACAUCAGGACGCAUUCUUUUAAGUACUCAAGUGGUAAUCGGCGGAUGUAUCUGUGUAUGUUAUCGCACAUUGUGGACAAGGAGGCAGUGUCGG